Molecule: messenger RNA, 2132 nt
Organism: Dichomitus squalens LYAD-421 SS1
Lineage: Eukaryota; Fungi; Basidiomycota; Agaricomycetes; Polyporales; Polyporaceae
Exons: 10
Coding region: 1-2010 (669 amino acids)
Molecular function (GO): protein binding
Source: RefSeq, a predicted model, not a curated record
AUGCUUCCUCGCAAGAAAAUGAAACUGAGCGAUGGCAAGGCUGGCGACUGCACCAAACAGACGAGCAUCAGCGACCCUGUGGUUACAACCGAUCCAGAAGCAGGAGCAUCGCGCAAGUUCAGGAUGCGCAAAGGAUGUCUGAAAGACAUACCCAGCUUUGCGGUGGAACUUCAACUUGAGAUCUUCGGUUACCUACAACCACAGGAUCUCUUCAAUCUCUCGCGAACGUGCAAGGCCUUUCAUUCGUUCUUCUUGCAUCGUAGCAAUGAACGUCUUUGGGAAGCCUCCCUAAAGAACGACGAGGACCUGCCUCCGAGACCGCCAUGGAUCAGUAUACCGGCAUUCAUUCAUUUGCUCUACUCACCCUAUUGCCACAAUUGCGCUGGCCCCAACGUUCGCAAAGCUGCUUGGCUGUGGUUUGCUCGGUAUUGUUCCCACUGUCUGCCACAGGUGUCUUGCUCCGCUCAAACCGUACACGAAAAGCUUCAGCGCGCGGACACCGUUUUGCAGGAGCAGUUCAGGUACCAGCCUGAGUGCUUCUUGCACGGAAUCGACGAGGAGCGUCCGAAGGUCCCACAGCGAGGCGGUUACAAUUACAAUUAUCAUCGUCAGCAGCAGAAGCGAUACUUUUCUCGACACGUGGACCAGUUGAUCGACAAGUGGAAAGCCUUACCCGAGCGCAAGGACCGUGAUGUCCUGAAGGCUUUCCUCUCCGAACGGAGUGCUGAGCUUCGUGUGCAGGAGAGGUACGCUCGGGAUUGUGAGAAGUGGUACGAAGAGCGAAGGCAGGAUCGGAAGGACGAACUUCAGGACGUACGAGAACAGCGGUUUGACGCGAUUCUCAGACUACUCGAAGAGACGGGUUGGAAGAAGGAGCUAGACUAUCUCGGCGAAGACGGACUCCAGAAAAUGUCUCGUUUACCGGUAGUCAGGCAGUCUACGAAGCUUACGGACAAGGGAUGGGAAAAGGUGCAAGAUGCACUCGACGACUUUUUGAACGACACCCGUGCUCAACGGCUGAAGGAAGAGAAGGACCGGAUCGUCAAGGAACGCUUCGCUGAACUGGAUGCCGCCAUUGUCGCAUACUGCGUCACGCUCCCGCGCAACGCAACGAUGAACUGCCGCCCGCUGGCGUUUGACCUUGCGCCCAUGAAAGAGCUGGAACGCCUCGCUAACGCCCCAGUCUCGAAGAACGUUACACGGGAGAGCUUCGCGUCCAUCGUCCCGAAGCUCGUUGACAAGUGGUUUGCGAAGCAAAAGGCCGAUUUCGAAUCACUCCUUCGCCCUCUCGUCAAGUGCGACCGUGUCCCUCUGGGUGUGGACAUUCUGGAUCUUGCAAUCGCCGUUUUCUACUUGGGGGGUUCCAACGAACCCCCCUCGUCGAGGCUUCGUUACCCUUAUAUCCUCGCUCAGUCGCAGUUCCGGUGGUCCUAUGGCAGCGAGGACUUGCCUUCUGGCCACUAUGCCCGACAUGUAGCUGAUCGUUAUAAUAUACCCUUCACGGUCAGCGUGAUCGAUAAGAACAAGGUUGAGCGGGGCAUCAAGUGGAUGCGAUCCAUACUCACGGCGCUGGGCCUCGAUCCCGACCGGACUACAUUCGCCGAGCUGGAGAAGUGCGAAGGACGACUUCGGUGCGCGAAGUGCAAGUCCGACAGGCGUCCGGACGUCGUCUAUGCCUGGGAAGCCGCGUUCGUGCAUACGGCGUCGAGCAACUCAGGAAAGAAGACGUCUUACCAUAACCGCUGGGUCCGGGUUAAAGCAGCGGAUAUGGCUCGCGUGAAGGAGCUCGAGGCGACCGCGCAUGAAAUGUCGUUUAACAGGGAACGCUCGGCUUGGUGCUGCAGCCUUUGUCUUGAGGAUUGGUGGUCAGGGAAGGGAAACGAGAUUCCCCAGCAUCUUGCGCAACAGCAUCAGAUUGAAGACUGUCGUCGUGCCAUCGAGGAUGGUACUGUCUACCUCAAUCCCAAGUGCUAUGCACUCAGGAAGCCGCCUGUCACCUUACCUCCGUAAUCAGGCGACACGUCUACUGGCUCAAGUACCCUUGAACGCUAUCAAGACCCGGUGGCAUCGAGUCGAGUCAUCUCCCAGAUGAGCAUUGCAACGAUCGGUAGUUCUACAUACAUGUGACUUCU